Molecule: messenger RNA, 1209 nt
Organism: Ilex paraguariensis (yerba mate)
Lineage: Eukaryota; Viridiplantae; Streptophyta; Magnoliopsida; Aquifoliales; Aquifoliaceae
Source: the annotation of a GenBank genome assembly
AUGAAUUUACAGCUUGGUAUGGGAAGUGCACUGGAAACCCUAUGUGGCCAGGCAUUCGGAGCCGGACAAGUCGACAUGCUCGGAGUUUACAUGCAACGUUCAUGGAUAAUCCUAACAGUUGCCUGUUUCUGCAUAUUGCCCCUCUACAUAUUCUCCACACCAAUCCUAAAACUCCUCGGCCAACGCCACGACAUAGCUGAACUCGCCGGAAAAUUCUCUCUCCAAGUCAUCCCACAGAUGUUCUCACUUGCUAUCAACUUCCCAACACAAAAAUUUUUACAGGCUCAAAGUAGGGUUGGAAUUCUUGCAUGGGUUGGUUUUGUGGCACUUAUUAUACACAUUGGGGUGUUGUAUCUGUUCAUCAAGGUUUUCGGUUGGGGCACGGCGGGGGCGGCGGCGGCGUACGAUGUGUCGGCCUGGGGUGUGGCUUUGGCUCAGGUGGCUUAUAUUGUGGUUUGUUGCAAAGAUGGGUGGAAGGGGUUGUCUUGGUUGGCAUUCAAGGAGAUUUGGCCUUUUGUGAGGCUCUCUAUAGCUUCAGCAGUGAUGCUUUGUUUAGAGAUUUGGUAUUUUAUGACCAUUAUUGUUCUCACUGGACAUCUUGACAACCCUGUUAUGGCUGUUGGAUCCCUUUCUAUUUGCAUGAAUGUGAACGGGUGGGAAGGCAUGCUGUUCAUUGGAAUCAAUGCAGCAAUAAGUGUUCGGGUCUCUAAUGAGCUUGGAUCGGGACAUCCCAGAGCUGCCAAAUACACUGUGAUAGUCACAGUUGUUGAAUCUCUCCUUAUUGGAAUUAUCUGCAUUUCUGUUGUAAUGGCUACUAGGAAUCAUUUUGCUGUCAUUUUCACUGACAACAAGGAGAUGCAAAAGGCCGUUGCUCAUUUGGCUUACCUUCUCGCCAUAACCAUGUUGCUCAACAGCGUUCAGCCAGUUAUAUCAGGUGUUGCUGUUGGAGGAGGAUGGCAAGGACUGGUGGCUUAUAUCAAUCUCUUUUGUUAUUACGUUAUUGGCCUCCCUCUUGGCUUCCUUCUGGGUUACAAAACACGUUUAAAAGUUGAGGGGAUAUGGAUGGGCAUGAUUUGUGGAACAUUUUUGCAAACAUUGAUCCUUUUGUUUAUUGUAUGGAGAACAAACUGGAAGGAGGAGGUAGCACAAGCAUCAGAAAGAAUGAGGAAGUGGGGUGGUGUAGAAGAUGAAGGAUCUGAGAUGAAGUAA